Molecule: messenger RNA, 1508 nt
Organism: Coffea eugenioides
Lineage: Eukaryota; Viridiplantae; Streptophyta; Magnoliopsida; Gentianales; Rubiaceae
Product: probable pectinesterase 15
Exons: 5
Coding region: 35-1351 (438 amino acids)
Biological process (GO): cell wall modification
Molecular function (GO): pectinesterase activity
Source: RefSeq, a predicted model, not a curated record
ACUAGCCCGAGUGCCCAACAACAGCAACUAAAGCAUGACUGCUAGAACAACAGCCUUAUUGGGGCUAGCCUCCUUUCUCAUUCUGCUUGUUUCCAUUAUUGUUUCUCUCUAUCCCGCCCAUCACUCUUCAAUUAAUACCGUCACUUCUUUUAACGAUGAUACUAGUAGGUUAAAACUUACUUUUGCACAAAGGAUGAUCAAGAAAAGCGGGUCUGAGAACUUCAUGGACAUUAUUCAAGAACUUGCACGUCGAAGGUCCAGACAUCAUCACAGUCACAGGAGGAGGAAGAAAAGUAAGAACUCUUGCGAUGACUCAGCAUGGAAGUCUAAGCUCAUUGCUACUUAUGGGGUUUCACUCGUCCUCACAGUAGAUUCAAAGGGAUGUGCGAAUUUCAGCAGUGUACAGAAGGCAGUGGAUGCUGUUCCUGAUUUUAGCCUGAGCAGGACACUUAUCAUAGUUGAUUCAGGCACGUACAGGGAGAAAGUGAUGGUUAGUGCAAAUAAGACGAACUUAAUGAUACAAGGUCAGGGUUAUUUGAACACGACUAUAGCUUGGAAUGACACUGCUAAUUCGACUGGAGGAACUGCACUCAGCUCUACAAUUGCCAUUUCAUCCACCAACUUUGUAGCUUAUAAUAUCAGUUUUCAGAACACGGCUCCUCCUCCUUCCCCAGGUGUAGUUGGAGCACAGGCUGUGGCACUGAGGAUUUCAGGUGACAAAGCUGCAUUUUUUGGGUGUGGAUUUUAUGGGGCACAAGAUACCCUUAAUGACGAUAGAGGGAGGCAUUAUUUCAAAGAAUGCUUCAUCCAAGGGUCCAUCGAUUUCAUUUUUGGAAAUGGAAGAUCACUUUACGAGGUAUACAUGCACGAGACUACCUCUCGUUUGACAGAACUGCCUGAUUGCGUGAUAAAUUCAGUAGCAAAAGAAGUUUCAAGUGGUAUUAGUGGAGCCAUCACAGCGCAGGGGAGGGACUCAACAAGCGACAAUUCGGGCUUCUCUUUCGUGAAUUGCAAUGUUGAAGGCAGUGGUAAAGUGUGGCUGGGACGAGCUUGGGGAUCGUUUGCUACAGUAGUUUUCUCAAAGACACGCAUGUCGGAUGUUGUCUCUUCAGAUGGUUGGAAUGAUUGGAGAGAUCCCUCUAGAGACCAGACGGUGUUCUUUGGAGAAUAUGGGUGCUUUGGACCGGGAGCUAAUUACACGUUCAGGGUGUCAUACGGAAAGCAGCUGAAGCAGUCCGAGGCGGCAGCUUUUUUGGAUGUCACCUACAUAGAUGGACAAGAAUGGCUUCUUCCUCCAGUAAAUGGCUCACUGGAUCAUUUUGGCAAGGCUUUUGAGAUGGCCUCUAUUUAGUUUCUUAGUCACACUUUCUAAUAUUGCCGCUUAAAGAAACUAUGUCUAUGACUGAGAAGGAACAGAAUCAUUUACUCAACUUGCUAUAUAAGCAAAUAACCCGCUCCAACAUGCCAGCCAAAAAGAUUAUGGAAACUCUGUUUUGGACUUUUUUAAG